This is a messenger RNA of Cladophialophora immunda, 321 nucleotides long. RefSeq lists its product as uncharacterized. Bases 1 to 321 code for a protein of 106 amino acids. NCBI's taxonomy places the organism in Eukaryota, Fungi, Ascomycota, Eurotiomycetes, Chaetothyriales, Herpotrichiellaceae. The record is from RefSeq and is a predicted model, not a curated record. The transcript has 2 exons.
AUGACCCAGCACAAUUCCAGCCAUAUCCUGGCAUUGCCGAUGCAUACGCACACUAUCAACUCUGACUACAACUUCAGUCUCGGCUGCUUCAACCACGGAAUCCACCUUCGCUCCUCCAACGACACCAUCGAUUUUGGCUACGACGCCCACCUCUGCUGCUACAACUACGACAUUCGCUCUCGCCCCUCCAAGCACAUCAUCAACUCUAACAACAACAUCGGCCUCCACUACCGCAACUAUAUCGUCUACUUUGAGUACACUGUCCACAUCUACUACUACAACCACGGCUGCAGCGACAUGUUCACCCACGAGUGUCGUUGA